CGGAUUGUAUGCUCUUGAUUUCCUCUUUUUUAUACUUGUUUCAAUUAAAAGGAACUAAAAGACAAAAAGUAUAGGGAAAACCGUACGGCAGUUUCCUGGAUGUCAUCAAUGUCAACGGAGCUAUGUGCGCCUUGAUACCCUAGCUAAACACUCAACACCAUACCAUUUCACGUGCAUCUGACCAAAAAAUGAAGCUCUGCGAUACUCUCUUUUAUCUUCUCAUACCAAGUUUAAUUCUUCUUCAUCUCAUUGUUGCUCCGUACACCAAAGUCGAGGAGUCGUUCAAUAUCCAAGCCACGCAUGAUAUCCUGGCAUAUGGCGUGCCCCUGACGAAUGCAGAGUCUAAGCUGCAGGCUCAUUAUGACCACUUUACGUUUCCUAGUCCAGUGCCCAGGACGUUUGUAGGCGCCCUGUUACUGGCGGGACUGGCUCAUCCUUUGACAGCGUUUGAAUGGGUGGACAGGCAGAUGCUUGUUCGCGGUAUUCUCGGCCUGCUCAACUCCGCCGCAUUAGCUGUCUUUGCCCGCGCAGUCUCCAAAUCAUUCGGCAAAACAGCAGGAAGAUGGUAUCUGCUGUUUCAAGCCAGCCAGUUCCACAUCAUCUACUAUGCCUCGCGCACGCUGCCUAACAUGUUUGCCUUUGGGCUGACCACCCUUGCCCUCGCUGCUCUUCUUCCCUCCAACCAAGCCACCUCUGGCGGCGGCCUCAACCCGCCACAACGCUCCCGCUUGGCACUCUACCUCCUGACCAUCUCCGGGGUCAUAUUCCGCAGCGAAAUCGCUCUCUUACUAGGCACUCACACCAUCUACCUGUACCUGAUCCGGCACCGUCUCUCUCUCCGUCACGAAAUCAUCCCCGCCGGACUCAGCGGCCUCGUCAUCGGCCUUGCUGUAGCUGUCCCCAUUGAUUCUUUUUUCUCGCAAUACUUCCCCACGUGGGCCGAGCUCGCCGGCUUCUACUUCAACGCCGUACAAGGCAAAUCGUCCGACUGGGGAACCAGUCCAUGGUGGUUCUACCUCUUCAACGCCCUUCCGCGACUUCUGCUAAACCCCUUGACGUUUCUCCUCUGCAUUCCUCUCGCGCUGGCAAACAUUUCGACCCGCUCGGCCAGUAUGGACAUCUUGAUCCCCAAUCUCGCGUUUGUCGGCAUAUACAGUAUCCAGCCGCACAAGGAGUGGCGCUUCAUCGUGUAUGUCGUGCCGGCACUUACUGCGGCUGCGAGCCUCGGCGCGGCUUGGAUCUGGAACCGUCGUGCCAAAAGCAUGUUGUACGUAUUCCUGGCGCUAGCGCUCGUGGGAUCCGUUCUCGCAAGCUUCGCGGCAAGUACAGCCAUGUUGACCAUUUCGUCACUGAAUUAUCCUGGUGCCGUCGCGCUGCAGAGACUUCAUCAUAUCGUUGCUUCAUCCCCUUCAUCUUCUUCAUCAUCUUCAUCUUUAUUUUCAUCAUCAGCUUCGCCAUCAGCGUUACCAGAUGGCGCACACACGGACAUAGGCGGAGGCAUCCCGACCACCGACGUGGUCAAAGUCCAUCUCGACGACCUCAGUUGCAAAACGGGCAUUACGCGCUUCUUACAACUUGACGAUCCCGAGAUGCAACCGGGGGCAUCGCGGCCUAUAGAGCUAGUAUUACCAACAUUCACCACGUCCGAUGACAGCCGACAGACUUCCAAAUCACGUUUACUUUCAGAAGGUGGCAUCUCCCACUCAUGGAUCUACGACAAAUCCAACGACGAGGCCAACCUCCUCGAUCCGCUCUUCUGGUUAGAAUUCGACUACGUUCUCGCCGAGCACCCGGAACGAGUCAUUGGCAUGUGGGAAGAAGUCGACCAAAUCCACGGGUUUGCCGGGAUCGGGUUGACCAGGGAUUGUCAUGCCAUACGGGAUGAUACAAUCGGGUCUUGCGAAGGGGACGAGACUGGGCCUUUGGGAGAAGAGGAUGUUGAGAAGCAGAAUGACGUGCAGGCAUCACGUGCAAAACCAUUGGAACAUAUGCUGUACAAGGCCUGGCGAAAGGCGGAGAAGUUCCUCAGGACAAAAGUCACAAGGGGAUACUGGGUCGAAGUCAAGAUGCGCCCGAUGAUAUAUAUUCUCAAGCGCCAGACGCGAGUCCCUGCGGAAGUGCAAGUGUAAGAUGUUCUGGAAGCGUAGGGGGUGGGGGAUGGAAGAGUAAUGGCUUGUGCAUAUAUACUGUCAAGUUUAUAUAGAUAUCCAGGAUUGUAAAAAAAGUAAUUAACCAUGAGUCAAGUAAACCGUAUUAGAAAAAAAGCUGUG
This is a messenger RNA of Xylona heveae TC161, 2270 nucleotides long. Its product is annotated as glycosyltransferase family 22 protein. The transcript is spliced from 4 exons. Bases 189 to 2129 code for a protein of 646 amino acids. Gene Ontology annotation, biological process: protein N-linked glycosylation. Gene Ontology annotation, cellular component: endoplasmic reticulum membrane. Gene Ontology annotation, molecular function: alpha-1,6-mannosyltransferase activity. The record is from RefSeq and is a predicted model, not a curated record. Lineage: Eukaryota; Fungi; Ascomycota; Xylonomycetes; Xylonales; Xylonaceae.